GCCAAGUCACCACCACCACGAUAUUCGAUGUCUUUAUAAAAGCGGAAGGAAGUUGGUGAUCAAGAUCAGUCACAUCAAUUAUUGCGAGGCAGAAGCAAGAUGAAGGGCGCAAUCUUAAUAUUAGGCGGAAGCCUGCUCUUACUGGGAUGUGCCCAUGCUGGUGGAGGUGGUGCUGGGGCUAGUGGCGGAAAUGUCGGCAAUGGAGGCGGUGAGUACACGACAAGUCCACUCUUCUCCUUCCAAGUUGGCGAUGUCGGGGAUGAUGCAUAUGGAUCCGGACCAAGCAAACCUAAAGGAUUCUUAGCCUCAUUGUUCAGUGGACUCACGGGUGGUGGAUUUAGAGGAAGAGGAGCAGGAUUCGGUGGAGGACAUUCCGGUGGCGUUGGAUCGCCAGGGUCCUACUCAGCCGGUCCUUCUGGCUCGUCAUCUUCCAGCAGCGGCGAAGGUGGCUCUGGCCGUCCAAGUGACAACCCUCUCGGACCUGGGGCUGACCCUGGACCCCUCAACUACCCCUCGAUCAUGUCGUCGUCGUCAUCCAACAACAAUGCCCAACAGCCACAACAACCCAACGCGCUCCUCCUCACAUCUCAAGGCUCGUCGUCCGGUCUUUCAGUCCCUGGAGGGUUAAGGCCGUCGUCACCGAGUAAUAAUAUUUUGGGCAGUAGUGUGAGUCAGUCUAUUUCUUCCGGUGGUGCUGGUGGUCCACAAUCCUCAUUUAGCUCUGUGCCUGGACCCUCGUCGUCUUCCUCCUCUGCUGGACAGAUGUCAUCAUUCGUGGGGACAGGACCCGGUGGUGAUGCAACAAUUAACGACAUAUUCGGUCCAAGCGAAGGCUACAAACCUGGCCCACCUCCUGGAUUCGGCGGAGGACGGCCAUUUCGACGAGGUCCACCACGGCCUAGAUUCCCAGCCAUGUUCUCCUGGGGUGACGCCAGCCCUCCACGUCGACCCCCUCCAGCAAAACAACUGCACCAGCCUCUCCAUUCGUACAAGGGGGCUGCCUCUGAAUCUAUCCCAGUCCGAAUUGGCAGUGCGAUCAUGGGUCUCUUUGGAGGCGGGCAGCAGCCACAGCAGCAACAACGACCCCAACAAGCCCAGGAUGCAGCCUCGUUCUCCAACUAUUACAGCGUCCCACCCCAGGCAAACGUUUCCCCUCAGGUGACCUCGUCGUUUUCAUCGCCAUCAUCACCAUCGAGUCCUGUGAGCAGUGGGAUUCAGGGCCAGGCGUCUCAAUUUCUCCCACAACAGAGUGCCCCCACCCUUGCCUCUCAACCUGGUCUCCCAUUCCCCUCCCUCGUCCAAACAUAUCAAAGAGGGCCACCCCACAACCACUACCAGUCUCCACCCCCCAGGCAUGCCUACUACUAAAUAAAGAAAUAAGCACAUGAGGACAACAAAUACGAAAUAGCAUCAUCGUGGUCACAAGAAUGACAUGCUGUUGACUCUCUCAGAUUAAAAAAAUUGGGCUGUGCUAUAUUUUAAUGAAAUCGAGACUGAUUAGUUAACCAACUCUCAACUCGCAGGCAGUCCAAAUAGUCUUGUUAAUAUUAUUUUGUUGGUUUUGUUUUUAUGUAGGAAAUGAAAUAAAUAAGUUGAUCUUCGAGUCAAUA
Molecule: messenger RNA, 1610 nt
Organism: Folsomia candida
Lineage: Eukaryota; Metazoa; Arthropoda; Collembola; Entomobryomorpha; Isotomidae
Product: spidroin-2
Exons: 3
Coding region: 100-1368 (422 amino acids)
Source: RefSeq, a predicted model, not a curated record